AAAAAAGAAACAUACAACAGCCGGUGUUCGCUGAUGGUCUCCCACUCAACUACUGAUCUGCCGGUUAGUGGCUUGUCUCUGGGGGAGCAGACGAGACCCCGAAUUCUCCACUACCUAUGGUCGUAUGUGCUUGGCGACACGAAGAGUCUCCUCAUAGAGGAA
Messenger RNA from Trichoderma harzianum CBS 226.95, 162 nucleotides. RefSeq lists its product as hypothetical. The annotation marks the transcript as partial. The transcript has a single exon. Lineage: Eukaryota; Fungi; Ascomycota; Sordariomycetes; Hypocreales; Hypocreaceae. The record is from RefSeq and is a predicted model, not a curated record.